GAUUUUUAUUUGUUUUUCUUUUUCUGCUUUUGAUCUUUGAAACUUCCAAUGGAAUGAAUACAUUGGCAAAAGCUGGAAGGUACAAAAUUACAGCUCCAAACAAGGUGUAAGAGAAAAGGAUUCUAUUUGGCAAUGAGGUAUCCUAUAUGGAUUGCUUUUCACUCAUAAAGUUACAUUCCAAAGGGAAAAAAAAAGAGGGAAUAAGUCCACUUGCACCAACCUAUAAGAAUAUCACCCCCACCACCUCUGUUCCUCCUCUGUUACCACUCUGCCCAAAACAGAGCAAAACAGAGGAUCCACUUCAUCACUCCGAAUGGAUCCUCCACCUCUCUCUGCCGCAACCAUCACCACUCAUAAAAAUCAUCCUGAUUCCAUAGAGUCUUCUUCUCCGCGUUCCCGCAAUGCAGAAAUAUGGAGUGAUGAGAAUUUACCGGCCGUUCCUGGGGCCAAGCUGCGCCUCAUGUGCAGCUAUGGUGGCCACAUCAUGCCACGCCCUCAUGACAAGACUCUCUGCUACGUCGGCGGUGAUACAAGGAUUGUGGUGGUGGACCGCCACUCUUCGUUGAAAGAUCUGUGUUCACGGCUUUCCCGAACCAUUCUCCAUGGAAGACCCUUCACACUGAAGUACCAGCUUCCCAAUGAAGACCUUGACAGCCUCAUCACUGUCACCACUGAUGAAGAUCUUGACAACAUGGUGGAAGAGUAUGAUCGAAUUACGGCGAAAGGCGCGGCUUCUUCACGGCUGAGGGUGUUCCUGUUCUUCACCAAACCCGAGGCCUCAGUUUCAAUGGGAUCACUACUUGAUGAUGUGAAGUCAGAGACAUGGUUUGUUGAUGCACUCAACAACUCUGGAAUGUUAAACAGAGUAGUUUCUGAUACUGCUGCAGGGGAUUCUUUUGUGAACCUUGAUGGUGGUGGUGGUGUUAGUGCUAGUGGUUCAAGCAACAACUUGGAGGCUUUGCCUGAUACUAACAAUAACAAGGCCAAGAACUUGCCUGAUGUGGUUCAAUCAAGUCCUGGUUCACCUAUGAUGGAGAACAGUUCCUCUUCUUCUCCUUCUUUCUCUCCUUCUCUGGCAAAUCUGCCGCCCAUUCGGGUACGUGUUGAUGACAACAGUAGUAGGCUUCAACAAGAGAACAAGGUUGGGGGGCUGCCGGAGGAGCAGUUGGUUCAGAUGACAAUUGCAAGUGGGCUGAAGCAAGAUGAUGGGUUGGUGAGUGUGGUUUCUUCUGCAGUGGCUGCACCUGCAAUUCCUGCAGCUGUGACUAUGCCAUCUGUUGGGGUGGUUACUACCAGUGAUAAUGUGAUGAACAGAGUUCUUUCUGAGGACGAGAGAUCUGAUCUCGGGUUUCGGAAGCCCCCUUUACCACUGCAGCUUGUGCAGCCAAGGACUAGUGGUGGUUUGAAUUUGCCUUCUCCUGAUUCAGUUACAAGUGAUAGCAGUAUUGCAUCUGCAAAUUCUUUCUCCAAGACUGUUUACUAUCAAGACCAAGUCCAAGCUGCACAACUAGACAACAAACUAGUUGCUUUACCAAAUGGCAAGAGUGAAAUAUCUGAUCAGGUGAUUCAGGUCCAUGGUCAAGUUCAGGAUUCUGGCUACCCAUUACCCCCACAAUUAGAUCAAAAUAGGCAACUUCAGCAGCAAAAGCCCUUGGUCCAUGCCAGCUCUCACUACAUCCACCACCCUGCAGCCACAGGGCAAAUACCAGUUUCAUCAUACUACCCAGUUUAUGCCCCACCACCUCAACAACAACUUCACCCUCCAAUUGGUCAGCAACAGUACCCAGUUUAUGUGAUGCCUGUUGGACCCACACAAGUAACACAACCAUACAACAUGGCCUUGCAGCACAACAUGGGUGACCCAAAUGUGUUACUCUCAGGCAGAACCCUAAUACCACAAAGUGCUGUUACCUCAGCAGCAUACAAGGAUGGUACUCCACCUAUCUAUCCCACCAAAUCAGUUAGCCCUACUAUACCUGAGGUGACUCCAAGUGUUUACAAGGCUCCUCCUCCUGUGGCCUCAAACCCUGCAUAUGCUCCAAUACCUCCCAACCAAUUUCAGCCACAGUAUGUGGGGUUGUCUCAGUUCCAUCAUCCACCACAGUCCAUUGCUGUGGCUCCCUCUAGUACUACUACUAAUUAUGGUUAUGAAUAUGGUGGCCAUGUGCAAGACCAAGCUUACUACACCCAACAACAAACCACUACAGCUCCAUUGCUUCCUCAGUAUCAAUCCAUGACCCCAGCUGCAGCAGCUGCAGCACUGUCAGAUGCUUCCAAACAGUUUCCUGCAGACACCAUUCAGCAGCAAAAUAGAGCAUCACAGCCAGUAUGAAUCAGAAGUGGAAAAAAAUGAAUGAAUUGAGGCAUAUUGGAGAGGGGUGGGGUGUGAGGUAACUGAACUUUACUUUCAUUUUUUAACAAUGAACAUAUGGACCCUACUUUCUACACAAAAAUAAGGACUAAACCAUAGGUUAUUUCUUUUAAAUGAAUGACAUGUAAAACCAUAUUUUGCAAACCUAGCUUUUCUGAUCAUCACAGUUACUCAGUUGAAUAAUGCAAGUUGCUGCCAUUAGCUUUCCCGAGGGACUUCUUUUUUAUUGUUUUUCUAUCCAAAUGUUAUCAUAUUGUUUA
Molecule: messenger RNA, 2631 nt
Organism: Vigna radiata var. radiata (mung bean)
Lineage: Eukaryota; Viridiplantae; Streptophyta; Magnoliopsida; Fabales; Fabaceae
Exons: 2
Coding region: 314-2332 (672 amino acids)
Molecular function (GO): protein binding
Source: RefSeq, a predicted model, not a curated record